UCCAAAUCAAGGUUGCAACUGGAAGGGGAGAGAAGAAUAAUUCAAAGUCAAAUGCUCUACUUAUCAAUACCAAUUAAAUUACUAAUUUCACAAGUAUUGUAUUCCCUCCCUCCUAUCUCUGUCUCACUAAUUCUAAUUUCUGAGCCAACCUUUUCUCCAAAAUCAUUUUCAAUCAUUUGAUAACCUCAUGCCAAGAUCAGAUUGCAAUAUGUUUCUGCAACUCUUGUGUUUCUUGCAACUGUUUGUUUUCACCCUUGCAUCAUCAUCUUCAACCCCUCCAUUCUUCAGGGCAAAAGAAGGAUGCGAUGCAAAAUGUGGUAACAUUUCAAUUCCCUACCCGUUUGGGAUAAUAACACCAAACGGGUCUGGGUGCUCCAUUGAUGGUGCUGGGAUUGGUUAUGGACUUACCUGCAACACUUCAUUUCAACCUCCCAAGCUUUUCAUAGGCACGGGUAAUGUUGAAAUCAUAGAUAUAUCAGAAACCGAAAUUCGCAUCAAAAACACGCCAGCUAUCUUAUGUCACAAUAAAUCAGGUAACGUAUCAUUCGACAGAUCCAGGGCCUAUAUAAACAUCAGCGGGACUCCAUUUACAUUCUCUUACACCGAAAACAUGUUUUUUGCUAUUGGGUGUAACACAUAUGCAUCUAUAUUUGGACCUAACCUACAAGAUUACUCAAGCUCAUGUUCUUCAGAGUGUGAUAACAGGCAAAGUGUGGUGGAUGGAUCUUGCUUUGGCAAAGGGUGUUGCCAGAGUACCAUCCCCAAGGGGCUAAAUAGGUAUGAAACUAUGCUCUUGGUAUACAAGCCGCAGAACAUUUCUGCAACUUCAUCUUUUGAUCCUUGUAGUUACGGUUUCGUAGCUGAGCAAGAUCGCUACACGUUCAAUGCAUCAGAUAUCUUGGAUGGAAGUAAUUUCAUAAACAAAGGAGAAGAUAUACCUAUGGUGCUUGAUUGGGCCAUUGGGAAUAAGACUUGUGAAGAAGCAAAGAAAGAUUUGACCAAUUUUGCAUGCCAAGAAAAGAGUUAUUGCAUCAAUUCAGACAACAAUCCAGGAUAUCGUUGCACUUGCAGCGAUGGAUAUUUGGGGAACCCAUAUCUCAGUCCUGGAUGCCAAGACAUAAACGAGUGUGAGGCUCAAAGUCCUUGUGUAGGAAUUUGCACAAACACCAUGGGAAGUUACAUAUGUUCUUGUCCGGAAGGAAGUCGGGGUAAUGGGACAAGAGGAGGGAGUGGUUGCUUUCAAAACAAUCAAAAGUUUCCAGUGCUUAAGAUCUCUCUCGGUAUUGCUUUAGGAUUUUUCUUUCUAAUUAUCGGUACUUCUUGGUUAUACUUCAGUAUGAGGAAGAGAAACCAAAUCCUGCGCAAAGCUAAAUUCUUUCAAAAGAAUGGAGGUUUACUUUUAAAGCAACAAAUAUCUUCACAGGAGAGUAGUGGAGAGUCCUCAGCAAAGAUUUUUACAGCAGAAGAGCUAAAAUUAGCAACCAAAAAUUAUGAUGAAAAAUUGAUCCUCGGGCGUGGAGGUCAUGGUAUAGUUUACAAGGGAACUUUGUCUGAUAAUCGUAUUGUGGCCAUUAAGAAGUCUAAAAUAGCCGAUGAGAGUCAAAUUGAAGAAUUCAUCAACGAGCUUGUUAUCUUAACUCAGGUUAACCAUCGAAAUGUUGUGAAGAUUUUGGGAUGCUGUUUGGAGACUGAAGUACCUUUACUUGUCUAUGAAUACGUUUCAAAUGGCACCCUCUCACAACAUAUCCAUACAAGCAAGGAUGGUAUUUCUUCAUCUAUUUCUUGGGAAAGUCGGUUGAGGAUUGCGGCCGAAACUGCAGGAGCUGUUGCGUACUUACACUCUGCAGCUUCUGUACCGAUUAUUCACAGAGAUAUCAAAUCUGCGAAUGUACUGUUGGAUGAAAACUACACUGCAAAAGUUGCUGACUUUGGAGCAUCAAGAUUAAAUCCUUUGGAUCAAAACGAAAUAGACACACUUGUUCAAGGAACCCUAGGAUAUUUGGAUCCUGAAUACCAUCAUUCUGGCCAGUUGACAGGUAAAAGUGACGUUUAUAGUUUUGGUGUCGUUCUUGUAGAACUCCUAACAGGAGAGAAACCUAUUUCUUUGGAGAGAUCUGAAGAACAACGUAAUAUGGCAUCAUAUUUCAUUUCACUGAUGAAAGGAAACAAUGUGCUCCAUGUUCUUGAGACUCGGGUAUUGGCUGAAGGGAAUCGAGAGCAAGUCCUUGCAGUUGCAAAACUUGCAAAGAGAUGCCUCAGCUUGAAGAGUGAAGAUAGGCCUACAAUGAAACAAGUUGCUAUGGAGCUAGAAAGUUUGAGAAAAUCGCCAUCAUCAACACACACAUUAAUGCAGGAUCACUACCGUAAACACAAUGAAGGGCGAACAUAUUCAACAUCUGAGCCAACAGAUUUAUAUAAGGUACCAAUAAGCCACUACUCAGUCGGUGAUACAGAUCAGUUUAGUACAGAGAGAGAUAUGACUAUGUCAUUUACUCCAAGAUGAUUGUCUAAUUCACCUACACUGCCAUGUGGUUAUAUUUACCUAUUGGCAUCUGAAAUUGCCAAAUCUGACAUUUUCACUAAGCAAAUGUUUCCAAAUUGCUAGACACAACAAUCAUAUUGUGAAUCAAUUGUUUUGGUACAAAUACCUUGUAUUGUGGAUGUUCUAGAGUGUA
Papaver somniferum (opium poppy) is the source of this 2675-nucleotide messenger RNA. RefSeq names its product putative wall-associated receptor kinase-like 16. The transcript is spliced from 3 exons. NCBI's taxonomy places the organism in Eukaryota, Viridiplantae, Streptophyta, Magnoliopsida, Ranunculales, Papaveraceae. Gene Ontology annotation, molecular function: protein serine/threonine kinase activity; calcium ion binding; ATP binding. The coding region runs from base 188 to 2503 and encodes 771 amino acids. The record is from RefSeq and is a predicted model, not a curated record. Gene Ontology annotation, cellular component: plasma membrane. Gene Ontology annotation, biological process: protein phosphorylation; cell surface receptor signaling pathway.